This is a messenger RNA of Humulus lupulus (European hop), 2003 nucleotides long. RefSeq names its product protein GAMETE CELL DEFECTIVE 1, mitochondrial. The transcript has 6 exons. Lineage: Eukaryota; Viridiplantae; Streptophyta; Magnoliopsida; Rosales; Cannabaceae. The record is from RefSeq and is a predicted model, not a curated record. The coding region runs from base 628 to 1773 and encodes 381 amino acids.
AAAAUUUAAGCUUUACACGGUUUCACAAGAACAAACCCUAAAAGAAACUAUCAUCGUCUCACAUUAUCUCUAUCUCUCACAAACCCAGCAGCCGCCUGCCUCCUCUGACUCCAUCUCUCACGGUCGUCUGUCACGGCUAGGGUCCACUCUCAUGUGGCCUCCCCUCCCUCUGACUCCAUCUCUCACAGUCGUCGGUCACGGCAAGGGUCCACUCUCAAGUGACCUGCCCUGAUGAACAGGCACACAACUUGACAUUUUCUCAAUCUCAGGUGCGUUCAGCAGCGGUGUCGUUCUUCGCUCAAGCGGUCUCCCGUCACGCACAACCUAGAGUUACUCAAGGACCAAAUUUUGUUAACAAAUCCUAAAACCCCUAUCCGGGAACGCAAUAGCCGCCAUAGGUCUCGUCUGCGUUUAAUCCCAAAAUUUCUGUGAUUCACCAUCUCUCUCUCUCUCUCUCAAUCACUCUUCAAAGCUGUCUCUGCUGCCGCCGGCUGCCCCCAGUUCCUAAAUCUGAUUAUUAACAAUGAAACUUUAAGGCGAAGAAACAUCGAACUAAUGGACGGUCCACAAUGAUAUUUUGGCAUUUUUGGAGUGGUAGAGUAAAUUCUAGGAGUGAAUACUACAGCAAUGCAGAAUGUGCAGCGUGUUAUAACCCGUCUGUCCUCCAUUUCACUUAUCGCAAACACUUCGAGAUUGAGAGUGUUGAAUGAGAAUACAAAAGAUGCGCUUCAAAAUGGUGCUGUAAUUCACUUGAGGAAUGGCAGUAGAGUUUAUAAAUAUGCCACCUCUCAUCUCUUUUCAUCAACGUCUCGAGGUGAUGGUGAAAAUGAUGGCGAAGGUGAGUGGGGAAAGACUGUAGCUGGAACAUUUGGUGAUUCCACUUUUGGGAAUUUGGGUUGGGAUUCAGUGUCUUCUUGGUCGACUGGAAUUACCAAGGAUCAUUUUGAUGGGGAGGUUGCAGGUCAUCGAUCUAGUGAUGGUGAUAAGUCUCACUCUACAGUGAUCGCUGAGAUUCAAAAUGUUGAUGAUAACUUAAAAGAAUGGGAAGCGGAGAACAAGAGAAGUAAGGCCGUUUUAGAUGGAUGGGGAAAUAGGAUGCAGGAGACGACUGUCUUAUUGAAGCAAGUUCGAGAACCUGGUGCAAGAGGAUCUUAUCUCAAGGACUCGGAGAAGGCUGAGAUGUAUAGACUGCACAAGGAAAAUCCUGCAGUUAACACAGUGGAGAAAUUGGCUAAGGAUUAUAGGAUUAUGAGGCAGAGAGUUCAUGCCAUUCUUUGGCUCAAGGAGCUUGAAGAGGAGGAGGAAAAAAAGCUUGGUCGUCCUUUGGAUGAUUCUGUUGAGCUCUUGCUUGAUGCCUUUCCUGAAUUCUUUAACUCACAUGACCGGGAAUUUCAUGUGGCAUCACUUCCAUACAAACCUGACUUUAAAGUUAUGCCUGAGGGUUGGGAUGGUACUACCAGAGAUCUAGAUGAAGUCCACUAUGAAAUCUCUCAAAAAGAAGAUGAAAUGCUUUAUGAAGAAUUUGUCCAGAAAAUGAAUUUUAACAAAAAGAAAAUGGCAGGGGAGGUCUUCCGACACAAGUACAGCCGUCGUCGCCCUUCAAAUGGCUGGAAUUUCACAGUGGAGAAAAUGGGACCACGUGGUAAGCGUGGAGGUGGUGGCGGGUGGAAGUUUGUUAGCAUAGCAGAUGGUUCGAGUCGGCCUCUAAAUGAAAUGGAGAAAAUGUACGUAAAGCGAGAAACCCCAAGACGAAGACGCAAAAUCCUUCCUUGAUGACUUAAGUAGCCCAUGGUUUGAAUAAAUUUUGGGAUCAAGAAUACUCACCCUGUGCAUUUUUAUUUUGUUUCAUAAAUUUUGCUCUUAGUUUCUAUGAUUAGAAGUGUAGUACUUUGUGCUGUAUUAUGAGCGCCUUUCUCUAUUUUAAGGAGUAUGGUUGUGUUGUAGGAAGAGCUAAUACCGAUGUUUUAUACUGGAAAAGUAAAAUGGAUUGAAAUAUUCUUGUA